UGCCUGCCUGUCUGCCUGCCUGCCUGCCUGUCUGACUGGCUCACUUUGCAUUGAGUUACAAAGGCAGAUAGUUUCAUUUUGGCACUGAGAGAGAUCUUACAGUGACAGGGAACGAUGGAAGUGCAGGUGGCAAUGUUGCUUUGAAAGAGGAGGAUAAGUAUGAUGAUGAUGAUGAUGGGUUGACUGAGAGGUCCCCACACCUGCACCAUGGAAUCCACAACAGUUCUUCACUUUGAGCCCUCCGAAGUUCCUCCUUCAGGUAUGUCCAAGAAUGGAUACCUUUUCCAAGAGAUGGCGUUACAGGAGGGCGACCCAGACAGCGUCUGUGAGAGCCGAGAGGAAGGUCCGGAUACACCCAUUGCCACGGAGGACAACGUCCGCUUCUUCAUCAAUGUCGAAGCCAAGCAAGGGGGCACUGCAGAUACUGAUGAUGCAGGUUGUGUGUUACUGCAUACAUCAAAAAAGUAUGUGAAGCUCAUGAACUUCGAGGAGGAGAUCCGGGCUCAUCGCGACCUGGACGGCUUCUUGGCCCGAGCCAGUAUCCUCCUGGAUGAGACAGCUGCCUCGCUGGACGAUAUGCUCAGGGAGAUGCUGCAUCACGUGGCCCAGGACAGCAACGAACCCGAUUGCAACUUCGACAGCGUCAUGAGCAUGCUGUUCACAGAUGCAGGGAGGCCACAAGAGGGCAAUGUCCAUCUCCUGUCGGAAACCAUUCAAGGCGUGACAGCUACAGCCACAGGGAUUCAGUACCAGCAGUCCUGGCUCUGCAUCGUCUGCAACGCCAAGAACCUUGCGAGGCGACAUGUCUGUAUCUCCCGACUUGAGCGGCCUCAGAACUGGGGGGAGAACUGCUGUGAAGUCAGAUACGUCAUACUGGUCCUGGCACCACACAAAAUGAAAAGCACCAAGACUGCAAUAGAGCUGGCCCGCACGUUCGCCACCAUGUUCUCUGACAUCACCUUCCGGCAGAAACUGCUGGAGACCAAAACUGAUGAGGAGUUCAAAGAGGCCCUGGUCAACCAGAGGCACCAGCUCACCGCCACUCACCAGGAUCCUGCCACCAAGACAGAGGGCACAGACCCACACAGUGACAAGCCCCUCAGGUGCCAAGACUUCCUAAGGGCUGGGAGAGGGAUUUACGAUGACCUGUGUCGCCGACUGCCUCUUUACCCUUCAGACUUCACAGACGGAAUUAUUGGGAACAACAAGACAAUCGUGAAGUUCAUCACAACAGCCAUCUUCCUCUACAUUGCCAUCCUUCUGCCAGCAAUAGCCUUCGGUUCGCUGAACGACGAGAGCACACGGGGAGAAAUUGACGUGCAGAAGACAAUCAUUGGGCAAGGAAUUGGCGGAAUUAUCUACUCCCUAUUUGCUGGAUCACCGUUGGUUAUUCCCUUAACGACAGCUCCUCUCGCUCUGUUUAUCACUGUGAUCCGAGGAAUCUGUGAUGACUACGAUAUAAGCUUCCCAGCUUUCUACGCUUGCAUCGGUCUGUGGAACAGCUUCUUUCUCAUUCUUGGGGCUGUUUUCAAUGUCAGCCUGGUGAUGAAGCUCUUCAAACGGUCCACAGAAGAAGUAAUUGCACUUUUUAUUUCCAUUGCAUUUGUGGGGGAUGCAGUCAAAGGGACUGUUAAAAUUUUCCACAAGUAUUACCACAAUCCACCGUUUGAGAAUGGCACCGCGGAUCAUGUGACGAAAGUGACACGCUUCUCUGGGUACAGCGGUAAUGCCUCUUCUGGGAUCCUGGACACAGUGCUUUGCGGACGGGAGAGCGCUGUCCUCAGUCUGCUGCUGAUGCUAGGGACCUUGUGGCUUGGAUACACACUCUACCAGUUCAAGAGAAGCCCCUUCCUCCACGCCAAAGUGCGAGAAGUUCUGUCAGACUGUGCCCUGCCCAUCUCCGUCCUGAUGUGCUCCUUCGUGGGAUCCUACCUGUUCUUAGAUAUACACCUUCCAAUCUUCACUUUCCAUACUGGUAGUAUGUUCAACGUGGCUCCGUUCCGCCUGCUCUCCCCAAUGAAUGUUGUGAGCGCCAUGGGGCUGGGAUUCCUCUUGGCGGUGCUCAUCUUCAUUGACCAGAACAUUGUGAUGUCACUGACCAACGCGCCAGAGAACAGGCUACUGAAGGGCACAGCCUAUCACUGGGACCUGAUGUUGUCAGGGCUCAUCAAUGUUCUGAUGUCAGUCUUGGGGUUGCCAUGGAUGCACGCCGCCUUCCCACACUCCACUCUGCACGUCCGCCAGCUGGCCUUCGUGGAACAACGAGUGGAGAACGGACACCUGUAUGAGACGAUCGUCAGUGUGAAGGAGACCCGUCUGACCUCACUGGCUGCCAACAUCCUGCUGGGCGUGUCUGUGUUCCUGCUCCCCGUGCCCCUGCAGUGGAUUCCCAAACCCGUUCUGUAUGGCCUCUUCCUCUACAUUGCCCUCACCUCCAUUGACGGUAACCAGCUUUGCGACCGGAUGGCGCUCCUCCUCAAAGAGCAGACUUCCUACCCCCCUACCCACUAUAUUCGGAAAGUGCCCCAGAGAAAGAUUCACUAUUUCACCGGGCUUCAGAUGUUGCAGCUGCUCGUCCUGUGUGCCUUCGGGAUGUACCCUCUGCCCUACAUGAAGAUGAUCUUCCCUCUCAUCAUGAUCAUACUGAUUCCUGUCAGGAACUACCUGCUUCCCAAGAUUAUCGAAGCCAAGUACUUGGACACAAUAGAUGCACAACACAUGUGAAGACUGCUGGACAGGACAGGAAUUGGAUUUCAGCUGAAACUCCACUAGAACACGACUUUUACAAGUGUAAUAAAAAGGAGGGCUUUUACGUAGAAUGUUUUCUGUUAGUAACCGAUGGAAUUCACUUUUGUGGUUUUCAUGAAAAUGAAGCUCUUGGACUGACGACCAAUCAUUGCCAUGAUUGUGGAUCAGGCUUCUGCAGUAAUAGCCUGGGAAAUGUUUUCUAUGUCAUUCCAUUUUAUUUUAUUGUUUACUUUUAAUCUUUGAAAGUCUAUACACAUAUUUUAACAUUGGCAAUACUUUUUCUUUUUUUUUUGGACGCUUCUCGUGCCCCCCUGUUGAGAACCACUGGGUGAAUGUGAUGGAUUAGCAACUACGACACUUCAUAUUAGCUGCUCGUGUAUAGUUUACGUUGAGUUGUUGUGAUCAAGUUUUUGAAGACUCUGAUCAAUGUGAAUUAAAGAUUGCUAAAUGACAAGCUUGGUUUCUUCUCAGAGAAACUAAGCUGUAUUAAUAACAGUCAAAGUUGUUCUAAUAGUGGAAAACACCAGUGGAGGCUUUGAGUAAAUUGUUGUAACAAACAGUAUUGUGUGAUGCAUUAAAAUCCACGAUUGCAAAAUGGUUAGGACGCUCACUUGCAAUGAGCAGGGUUGCCAGUUUAUGCCCAUCCUCUGCUCUAUAUAUUGACAACGUUUAAAAAAUUUAUAUAGCCUAAAUCUCCCUAGUUGAUGACCAGUAGCUCCCAUGUGGAAUCUGAGUUGUAAUAGUAUAUUGUAUAUUUAUUAGUCAAUGCGUUAAGGGUGUAUGUAUGCGACAUGCAUGGAUUGUAAAGAGAAUAAGAGCUAUUGUCUGUUUGGAAUAGGCCUAUAUAUCCAGUGGUCCUAUUCACUAAACUUUAAAGACUGUUUUAAGGUGAAUGUUUUAAAACUUUCUUUUUAGUUAAACAGGGCUUUGAAAGAUGAGAAUGAACUUAUAACCCUCUCUGUAAAAUAUGCAGGAAAAAGUAUCAUUAACUUGAGCUGAAAAAAAUUAUUAAAAUAAUGAAAAUGGGGAGUAGGGGCUAGUAUAACAUAUUGUAUAUGUAGUAUAUAUGUACAGCUAUAGCCAAAAGUUUUGCAUAGCCCUAUAGAAUUAACUAAUUUUGUUUCAUAAAGUUGCAUGAAACCUGAUGAAUGAUGUUAUGUUAACAUAAUGAAUUACAUACCGCUUUGUAGUUUUCUGUAUACUUAACAAAAAAACUGUCAAAAAUGUGACAUUUCAAAAUGUAACAUAAAAUGCUGUACUAUUAUUAUGGCUUUUUUGUAGUUUCUUUGAUUACACAAUGUUAAAUAAAAUAUCUAAAUUAUGUUCAUAUAGUAUUAUUAUUAUUAUUAUUAUUAUUAUUAUUAUUAUUAUUAUUAUUAUUAUUAUUAUUAUUAUUAUUAUUUCUCAAUCCUAAAAUCCUAGGUUAUGCAAAACUUUUGGCCAUAGCUGUAUGUAUGUGUUUAUAUAUGAAGUCUGUGAAAAGCAAUACAUUUCAGAAUGUAAAGCCCUCUUUACCCUUUUAUACUGAGCCUGUCUCAAAGAUCAGGCCAAUUUGUUUGCAGCAUUUUUUACUUAAUGGGAGACCUUUAUUCCUCUGGUGUUGACAUUCUGUGAGCUUGGGUGUAGCAGCCAAUCCUGUUGCCUUUCAAGGGAAACACCCAUAUAUACAACGACCAAUCAUAAAAUACCUUUAUUUUUACCUGACUGAAUUGUGGCUGCCUUGUGCAUUCUAUUAUAACUUAUGAAAACAGAAAAGCAUUACUGGUGCAGGUUCCUUUAAUAAACAUGACCGGAAUUGAAAUUUGUAUCCUGGGAUUACUAACAGGGUUUGUUUUCCCACUGGGAUAAUUGCUAAUGCUUUUAAGGUUUCCAAAGUUUUCAAACUCUUUUUAAACCAGCUUUGAAGUUUUGUUUUAUACCAAACAUACUCAGUGCCUCUCUUUGUGUCCGUCAUUAAAAAUGCAAUGUAGUCCA
Acipenser ruthenus (sterlet) is the source of this 4722-nucleotide messenger RNA. Its product is annotated as solute carrier family 4 member 11-like. Gene Ontology annotation, molecular function: solute:inorganic anion antiporter activity. The transcript has 20 exons. Gene Ontology annotation, cellular component: basolateral plasma membrane; plasma membrane. The coding region runs from base 208 to 2724 and encodes 838 amino acids. Gene Ontology annotation, biological process: transmembrane transport; monoatomic ion homeostasis; monoatomic anion transport. The record is from RefSeq and is a predicted model, not a curated record. NCBI's taxonomy places the organism in Eukaryota, Metazoa, Chordata, Actinopteri, Acipenseriformes, Acipenseridae.